UGAGUGGGUGGAGCUCCGGUGUCCCGGGUCUGGAUUCUUUACUGGGAGAGAGAGCGAGACGCGGAUGGUCGCGAAUGUGCAGCCAUAUUCGGCUUAACGGACAAGCUCACCGGCUAACGCUGGGAGAAUUAUAGACUUAACAAAAACAACAAACAAACCCGACUCCCAAAGCGCGUGGAGUUCUAAUUCUUUUAAUUAAAGAAUCGAAUUUCGGGAUAUUCACAGGGAGAGAAUAUGGACGUCCGGCCAAGCUGAUAUUCGACGGGAUAGAAAACGCCUCCCAUCCCUGUUUCUAUCAGAGUGAGAAGUGUGGGGAUUAACGUUAGACAGGAAAAGCUGAAGCAGGAAUGGAAGCGGUGGGGCCUGGAGCCUGAACACGGACGGCUCGGGAAUUAGCGCGCUGCUAGGUAGCGGUCCGACCGAUUCGAGCGACUCGAGCAUAAUGUUAGGCUUGUUUUGCUAGCUAGCUAACUCAAUGGCUAGCUAGCAAGUUGGAGUCUGGGACUUCAGAGCUCCACCUCGGCCCAGCAGAGAUUUAUUUUUCUCUCUCCCUAUAGUCGCCGGUAAUUCCUUUUGCGGGAAGGAAGGCGUUUUGUUUUUAUUAGGAUUAUCACCACCAUUAUUAUUAUUAUCAUCAUCAUUAUUAUUAUUAUCAUCUUUGUCCUGCGGUAAGGAAGAGUGGUCAGGCCGCUGAUACAAAAAUGUCGGCGAAGGUGCGCCUCAAGAAGUUGGAGCAGUUGCUGCUGGAUGGUCAUGAGAAGAGCCCGAUCUCCCUGAGUGUGGAGACCCUGCUGGAUAUUCUCAUCUGUUUAUACAACGAAUGCAGCAGUUCGCCCUUGAAACGGGAGAAACACGUGACCGAGUUUUUAGAAUGGGUGAAGCCGUUCACCACUACUGUAAAAGACAUGCGGCUCCACCGGGACGACUUUGAGAUGCUCAAGGUGAUAGGCAGGGGUGCCUUCGGAGAGGUUGCUGUGGUAAAGAUGAAAAACACAGAGCGCAUUUACGCCAUGAAAAUUCUGAACAAGUGGGAGAUGCUGAAGAGGGCUGAGACUGCCUGUUUCAGAGAGGAGCGGGAUGUUCUGGUGAACGGAGACUGCCAGUGGAUCACGACCCUGCAUUAUGCCUUUCAGGAUGAUAAUUACCUGUACCUGGUGAUGGACUACUAUGUGGGCGGAGAUCUGCUAACACUACUCAGCAAGUUCGAGGACAGGUUACCUGAGGACAUGUCCAAGUUCUAUGUGGCAGAGAUGGUUCUUGCCAUUCACUCGAUCCACCAACAGAAUUAUGUGCACAGGGAUAUUAAGCCUGAUAAUGUUCUGCUUGAUAUGAAUGGCCACAUCCGCCUGGCUGAUUUUGGUUCCUGUCUACGGAUGAUGCCAGACGGCACGGUGCAGUCGUCAGUAGCAGUGGGAACCCCAGACUACAUCUCCCCAGAGAUUCUGCAGGCCAUGGAGGAUGGCAUGGGGAAGUAUGGGCCCGAGUGUGACUGGUGGUCUCUGGGUGUGUGCAUGUACGAGAUGCUGUAUGGGGAGACGCCUUUCUACGCAGAGUCUCUGGUUGAGACUUAUGGCAAGAUCAUGAACCAUGAGGAACGCUUCCAGUUCCCCUCUCACAUAACGGAUGUGUCAGAGGAUGCCAAGGACCUGAUGCAGCGGCUGAUCUGCAGCAGGGAUCGCAGGCUAGGGCAGAACGGCAUCGAGGAAUUUAAGAAACACCCCUUCUUCUCUGGCAUUGACUGGGAGAACAUUCGCAGUACUGAAGCUCCUUACAUUCCUGACGUCAGUUCUCCAUCUGACACCUCCAACUUUGAUGUGGAUGAUGAUGUACUGAAAAAUCCGGACAUUGCUCCUCCCAUCUCCCACACUGGUUUCACUGGUCAGCACCUGCCCUUUGUGGGUUUCACCUACACUACAGAGAGCUGCUUCUCAGAUCGGGGUCGGCUCAGGCUGGCAGCUCUGGCUGAUGGAGGUUCGGGAGAGGAGCUGCAGCCCCAUAAAGAUGGGGGCUUACAGCUGGAGGUCUUUGAGAGGAGGAUCCGAUCACUAGAGCAGGAAAAACAGGAGCUCAGCCGCAAGCUACAGGAAUCUACACAGGCUGUGCAGUCUCUUCACGGUUCAGGACGCGGCACAAGCACACUGGGCCGCGAUAAAGAGAUCAAAAAGCUUAACGAGGAGAUCGAUCGCCUCAAGAAGAAACUAGCUGACUCUGAUAGGCUGGAGCACCAGCUGGAGGAAGCAGUGACUUUGCGGCAAGACUACGAGAGCUCCUCCACCAAGCUCAGGGCUCUGGACAAGCAAGUCAAAAGUCUUCGCCAGGAGAAAGAAGACAUCAAUAAGCAACUGGUGGAGUCUCUGGAGCGCCUGAAGUCUCAGACGAAGGAGCUGAAAGACGCUCACCAACAGAGGAAGCUGGCCAUGCAGGAGUUCUCCGAGCUAAACGAGCGCAUGGCUGAGCUGCGCUCACACAAGCAGCGGCUCUCGCGACAGCUUCGCGACAAGGAGGAGGAGAUGGAGGUGCUCAUGCAGAAGCUCGACGGCAUGCGACAGGACAUCCGCAAGACCGAGAAGGCCCGCAAAGAGCUGGAAGCUCAGCUGGAAGAUGCUCGUGCAGAAGCUUCUAAGGAGCGAAAGCUGCGAGAACACAGUGAAGUUUACUCCAAACAGCUGGAAAGUGAGCUGGAGACACUAAAGGUGAAGCAGGGCACCGGUCGAGCAUCAAAUGUAAGCUCUGAGACCCAGCAGGAGCUGACAAAGGUGAAGUCUGAGCUGGAUAAGAAGGUACUGUUCUAUGAGGAAGAGCUUGUAAAGCGUGAUGCCUGCCAUGGCACCGAGCUAAAGAACCUACGCAAAGAGCUGCACGAUUCAGAGAGCCAGCAGGUCUCCCUGCAGAAGGAGCUGCUUGUGCUUAAGGACAAGUUGGAGAAAGCCAACAAGGAACGGCAAAUGGAGAUGGACGAGGCUCUGGGUUCUCUAAAAGAGAAAUUUGAGCGUGAACGGAGCCUGCUGACCGAGGAGAACCGCAAGCUGACUUCAGAAACAGACAGGCUAUGCACAUUUGUGGACAAACUAACAACCCAGAACAGACAGCUGGAGGACGAGUUGCAGGACUUGGCCUCAAAGAAGGAGAGUGUUGCACACUGGGAGGCACAGAUCGCUGAGAUCAUUCAGUGGGUGAGUGAUGAGAAGGAUGCACGUGGCUACCUGCAAGCGCUAGCCUCGAAGAUGACUGAGGAGCUAGAGUCACUGCGCAGCUCCAGCCUGGGAUCCAGACAUCUGGAUCCCCUGUGGAAGGUGCGUCGCAGUCAGAAGCUGGACAUGUCUGCUCGUUUAGAGCUGCAGUCAGCUCUGGAUGCUGAGAUAAGAGCCAAGCAACUGGUCCAGGAAGAGCUGCGCAAAGUCAAGGCUGCCAACAUCUCCUUCGAGAGCAAACUGAAAGAUUCAGACGUGAGGAACAGGGAGUUGGAAGAGCAGCUGGAAAGCAUGAAGAAAGACCUGGAGGAGAGCCGCACACGUUCUGACCGAGGUCUCAAACUUCCAGACUUCCAGGACUCCAUCUUUGCAUACUUCAACACUUCUCCCCUGGCCCAUGACCUUACAUUCAGAGACUCUGUCUCUUCCUCAUCUGCAUCCUCUCUGCUAGCAUUUUGGGAUGAAACUAGCUCAGUCAGUGAGGCUGAUGCCACGCCUCAGAAAACAGACGCUCCCUCUCCCUCACCCUCAGCAGCUUCAGAGCAGGAUGAGCCCGUAAAGCUGCCUGCAACCACUCCAACCACCCCAUCUCCAGCUUACCAGUCAUCAUUGCUCACAGCACCAAAGCCUAAAGCUCACCAGCUGAGCAUUAAGACCUUCUCGAGUCCAACACAAUGUACACACUGCACAUCUCUGAUGGUGGGCCUGAUCAGACAGGGAUAUGCCUGCGAGGUAUGUUCCUUUAUCUGUCACGUGUCCUGUAAGGACAACGCUCCUCAGGUGUGCCCUAUUCCACCAGAGCAGGCCAAGAGGCCACUGGGAAUUGAUGUUCAGAGGGGUAUUGGCACAGCCUACAAAGGCUUUGUUAGGAUCCCGAAGCCUACUGGAGUGAAGAAGGGUUGGCAGAGAGCAUACGCUGUGGUAUGUGACUGUAAACUCUUCCUGUAUGAGGUCCCUGAAGGGAAGUCCACUCAGCCUGGUGUGGUGGCCAGCCAGGUCCUUGACCUCAGAGAUGAAGAGUUCUCUGUAAGCUCUGUGUUGGCAUCAGAUGUGAUUCAUGCUACCCGUAAAGACGUGCCUUGCAUAUUCAGGGUAACGUCGUCCACACUGGGCUCUCCAUCGCGGGUGGUGUCUCUGCUGGUCUUGGCUGAGAGCGAGGCUGAGAAAAGGAAGUGGGUGGGCAUCCUGGAGGGUCUGCAGUGUAUCUUAACCAAGAACCGCCUGAAGAACCAAAUAGUGCAUGUUCUGCACGAGGCUUAUGACAGCAACCUGCCUGCGAUUAAAACCACACUCUCUGCAGCCAUCAUUGACCGAGAGCGAAUAGCAUUGGGCACAGAGGAGGGCCUGUUUGUGGUGGAGGUUACCAGAGAUGUCAUUGUGCGUGCUGCUGACUGCAAGAAAGUCCACCAGAUUGAGAUAGUCCCUCAAGAGAAGAUGGUGGUGCUGCUGUGUGGCCGCAACCGACAUGUGCACCUCCACCCGUGGGGGGCACUGGAUGGUGCCGAGCCAGCGUAUGAUGUGAAACUGGCUGAGACAAAGGGCUGUCAGGCUCUUAGUGUGUGCUCGCUGCGACCGGGUGGCUCCGCCUACAUGAUGGCUGCUGUCAAGCGCCAGGUGUUUUGCUACGAGAUCACGCGAGCCAAGCCUUAUGCACGUCGUCUGUGGGAGGUGCAGGCCCCAGGCGUGGUGCAGUGGCUGGGCAUGGUGCGUGGGCGAGUGUGCGUAGGGUACCCAUCAGGCUUUGCUCUGCUGGCACUGCAGUCUGAGGUGGCUCCUGUGAGCUUAGUGAGCCCCGCUGAUCCUUCGCUUGCCUUCCUUGCUCAGCAACCACUGGAUGCUCUUCAUGCAAUGGAGGUGGGUGCCAAUGAGCUGCUGCUUUGCUUCAGCCAGCUUGGCGUAUAUGUGGACGGCCAAGGCCGCCGUUCACGCACCCAGGAGCUCAUGUGGCCUGCUACACCACUCGCAUGUAGCUCAAACUCCACUUACCUGACUGUGUACAGCGAUUACGGGGUUGAUGUAUUUGAUGUCCACACCACAGAGUGGGUCCAAACCAUUUCAUUAAGGAAGAUCAGACCCCUGAAUGUGGAGGGCAGUCUGAACUUACUGGGCUCAGAGCAGCCCCGCCUCAUCUACUUCAGCAACAAUGCUACAGAAGGGCGUGACCUGACUAUACCGGAGACCUCAGAUAAUAUUAAGAAACUGAUGGUGAGGACACGCAGCAAGAGAAAGUUCCUCUUCAAGGUUCCUGAAGAAGAGCGGCUACAGCAGAGGAGGGAGAUGCUGAGGGACCCAGAAAUGAGGUCCAAGCUGAUCUCCAACCCGACGAAUUUCAACCACGUAGCCCAUAUGGGUCCAGGAGACGGGAUGCAAGUUCUCAUGGACCUGCCUCUGUCGAGCGAGACUCCCUCCCCCUCUUCCUCUCGACACCACGCCCUGAUCUCCCCUCCAACCAACUUUGAGCACGUCUAUCACAUGAGUCCUGCCUCUGCUGGGCUCUAUCUGCAGAAAGAGGUUUCCUCCCAGCAGAGCCUGCCUCAGCUCUCCUCCUCUUCCUCCUCACCUUCCACCUCCUCCCUCGGAAGGAGCGUGAUGCCUUCUUCUCAGGAUGACUUGACCAAGGACAAACCACGUCCUCUUUCUAGUAUUUCAAGGCAAACGAGGAGUAAGACCCACAUCACACGCACUGCCUCAGGGGGUGGUGAAUUCAUAGGAGCGGGGUCAUCUCGCAAUAUCUCGGAUCCUGAUCAGGACUUUGAAAGAGAGCCUGACUCGGACUCCACCAAACACUCCACCCCAUCCAACAGCUCGAACCCGAGCAGCCCUCCGAGCCCCAACUCACCCCACCGCAGUCAGCUUACUCUGGAUGGCUUGGAACACACCCUGGAUGGCUGAGAGCGAAACACAGCUCACAAUCCACACAAACACCUCUUCACUUUAUCAUACUGUUCCUACCAUUCCCUUCCGCUCAGUUAGAACUUGCUACAAAGUGCCAAGACUCAAAAGUGUCAUCAUCUUCAGUCCAUUACUCUCCCUAACGUGAUGGACAACAAAAAUGCUCAUUCCUGCUGGAUGCUGUGCGAGAACAUAUCCCCUGAACAGAGCUGGGAAACUGCGUCACAGUCAGAAAGUCACGGCAUCUCGAUGAAAACCUGAGCUCCUGCUGUGUCUGGUCAGAGGAAGUGUGUCAAAUACUCCCCCUGUUGGAGCGUUUGAAGCAGUAUAGCUAGCAGGGUGUAAUAAUGCUUAUUAUAAUUUUUUUAAUUCUCAGUUUCAUGUCAUGCUCAUGUGAGGGUUUUUUUUUGUUUUGUUUUUUAAGAUCAAAUUAAACUCACAGAAAAUCAGAGGCUCACAUUAAAAAAAAAAUCAUGCUCUGAUGAUGAGAAUUUCUUAAAAAGACUGCUUUUGCAAUUUUUAAAGUGUAUAAAAUUUCAGUGGACGUGUUCACUCAUCACGUGAUGGUGAUCGGAAGAAACUCUUUAUGACUCUGGAGACCACGGAUGAGACAUCCUUUAUUUCAUUUGGCCCAGUAACAAAAAAACAAACAAAAACAAAAUGCCUUUUUGCUGUUUUUUUGAUCACUGACACCUCUCUCUGUAUCUCGUCUGAUUAGUUAUCAGACUGCGGGGAUUUUACGCCAAACCUGUGGGCACUUUUAUGAUGGGUUUUUUUUGUUUGUUUUGUUUUGUUUUGUUUUUUUUCGUUUUUUUUUUUUUUUUGGGGGGGGGGGGGGGGGGGGGUGUUCAACUCUGCAUUUUCAGCCAGCUUUUGUAAUAUUCAUGUUUUAACCUAGAUGUUUGACACGAAAAGAUUUAGCUGGUGGAACACUGCUCAUAAACAAUAAAAAAAAAAAAAAAAAGAAAAAAUAAAGUGAACAGAAACAAGACUUUACAUAUAGAUAAGUGUUUUAACAAAAGAAAUGGCACACAGCUAAAGGACCACAUUAUUCAUAGGAUUUUAAUAGUUGUUCUGAAACUGCUGCUGCUGCUUUUGUGUGCUUUAUAAAGAAAUAAAUAUGUGAUAAGUUUCUCAUCAUAGCCAUGCUCAGUCCCCAGUUUUUACGCUGUUGCAUUAUGGACCAUCUACAAACCAUUGUGUGCGAGCCUCUCGAAGUGAUUAUGUGGGUUUGGGAAUUGGACGAGGACUGACACGAGCUCCAGACAUGACUGGUGUAUCCUUUUUUUUUUUUUUUUUUUCUUUUUUUUUUUUUUCUUUUUUCUCUCUUCCCCCAGUAGUGUGCCUUCAGUUCCCCAACACAUUGUCAACUAAAGCAUUUCAGUCUUUUUUUUUUUUUUUUAAAGUCCGGUUAAUUGUUUUAUUUUGUGUCCUUCCCAUAAAAACACUGUAUAAAACUUGCACACGAAUAUGUUUUAGAGUCCAAGAUUUUUUUGUGUGUGUGUGUUGGUGGUGAUCUCUGUUCCUCCUUCCCCCACCCCUCCACCUGACUUCUAAAAACAGGACUUUAUCCUCAAAACACUACUGCUUUUGCUUCAGAAGGAAAAAAAAUCACAACAUAAAAUCUUUGUAAUUAUUGAAUUGUUAGUCUCAUAAAUCUGAACAAACAAUAAAAGAGUACCUGUGACAC
Ictalurus punctatus (channel catfish) is the source of this 7773-nucleotide messenger RNA. It is a transcript of the gene cdc42bpb, whose product is annotated as CDC42 binding protein kinase beta (DMPK-like). Gene Ontology annotation, biological process: peptidyl-threonine phosphorylation; actomyosin structure organization. The record is from RefSeq and is a predicted model, not a curated record. The transcript is spliced from 38 exons. The coding region runs from base 702 to 6083 and encodes 1793 amino acids. Lineage: Eukaryota; Metazoa; Chordata; Actinopteri; Siluriformes; Ictaluridae. Gene Ontology annotation, cellular component: cytoplasm; cytoskeleton. Gene Ontology annotation, molecular function: protein serine/threonine kinase activity; ATP binding.